AUGCCUCACUCUAAAUCCCGCCCACACUUCUGGCUCGCAGACAACGACGAGGAGAGCGCAGCCGCUGCACCGCAGCAACAACAACAACAAGUGCGCGGCUCGUACCUCCAGUCUAUCCUCGCUGGCCGCUCGGUCACUACCGAUGACGCGGUCUACCCCGCUUACACCGACGCCGUCCGCGCGGAUCGAGGCUCACGUGCCCCCCUUCUUCUCGAGAAGCAAACCUCGCGUCUUCUUCCCGAAUCCCCAUACAGCGGCUUCACCUCUGGCUAUGGCUCUGACGGCGACAACUACUCGGACGAGUACGAUGCGCCGAAGCGUCCGUGGCGCGCCAUUGUCUUGUUUCCUUUUAUUGCUGGCAUAGUUUACGCCGCAAUCCUCUUUUCCUACCUUGCCUGCGAUCCGUCCGCCACCACCGCCGCCGCCACCGGCACGUCUGGCGAAUUCGACCAGUGGAUCCACUCGCAGCGUCAACUGGCCUGGAAUGGUGUUCUCGCCAACAUUGGCCCAGCCGCUGGCGCCAUGGACGGCCUCGUCAUUGCUUCACCCAGCAAGGGCGAGCCUAACCAGCCCGACUAUUACUUUACGUGGUCACGCGACAGUGCACUGACCGUCUCGUCCCUCUUACCUUCCUUCCUUCCCGAUGACUACCUCCGCCCUUGGGAGUACACGACUUCCCCCCCACACGCUCGUGCACACAACCACACACACCCUCUCCUCGAAGGUCUUGUCCGCUCGUACGCCCGUGCGCAGGCCGAACUCCAGGUCGUGCCCAACCCGUCCGGUGACCUGUGGUCGGGCGGUCUCUCCGAGCCCAAGUUCCAUGUCGACGGCAAGCCGUUCACCCACCCUUGGGGCCGCCCUCAGCGUGAUGGACCUGCGCUGCGUGCGCUCGCCCUCAUCCCGUAUGCCCACUGGCUCCUCGACCGCGGGUACCCGGCCGACAGGGCGUUUGUUGUCAACCACCUGUACAACUCCAAUGCGCUGCGCCGUUCCGGCAGUGUCAUCAAGAAUGACCUGGAAGAGAUCGCCAACAUGUGGUCGCUGCCCAGCUUUGACAUUUGGGAGGAGCUGGACGGCCGCCACCUGUUCACCGACGCCGUAACGCGCCGUGCUCUCCAGGCCGGCGCCCUCUUGGCCAAGCGUCUGGGCGACACUCACGCUGCGGCAUACUAUGGCACCCAGGCGGAACGCCUCGCUCUCCAGCUUCCAAACCACUUCAACACCACUGCCGGGUACUGGGCUGCCUCCCACUCUGUUCAGUACACCACCCCGCGCGCAGGUCUCGACUCUGCGUCCAUGCUGGCCGUGAUCCAUGCCGGUGUCAGGCACACGUCCGAGGACGUGACCGACCUGGCGCCCAACUCGCCCGCCGUCCUGUCCACACUCCUCGCGUACGUCCGCUCCUUUGCCGGCCUGUACAGCCUCAACAGCGACAGCAGCAGCUGGACCGACGGCUGGCUGGUCGGCCGUUACGCAGAGGACGUGUACGACGGCGUGGGCUUCCGCGGCGGCAACCCGUGGUACAUUGCCACCUUCACCGUCGCGCAGGUGCUGUACCGCGCCCAAGCCGCCUUUGCCCUCGCGGACUCUGUCCAGCUCUCGCCGCUCACUGCCUCGUUCUGGGCCGACAUUCUCAACGAGGACGAGGACGACAUUCCCAUUGCUGGCGAGUGGACGCGCGGCUCGGACGAGUACGACGUUGCCACCCAGCGUAUUGGCGAGGUCGCCGACGCCUUCCUCCUCCGCGGUCUCAGUGCCGCUCGCCGCCACUACGGCAGCAUGGCUGAGCAGAUCGGCAGCAGCGACGGCAAGAACCGCGGCGCGCGUGACCUCACGUGGAGCUACGCGAGCUUCCUCGAAGUGGCGCGCGCGAGGGACGAGGCCAAGCUCGCCAUGGCCAUGGGAGGCGACGACGAUGUCGACGGUCGCGACCUCGACGCCGUCAGCGACCAGCUGUUCGCCGGCGAGGACGCCCUCUAA
Apiotrichum porosum is the source of this 1983-nucleotide messenger RNA. RefSeq lists its product as uncharacterized. The transcript is spliced from 2 exons. Lineage: Eukaryota; Fungi; Basidiomycota; Tremellomycetes; Trichosporonales; Trichosporonaceae. The coding region runs from base 1 to 1983 and encodes 660 amino acids. Gene Ontology annotation, cellular component: fungal-type vacuole. Gene Ontology annotation, biological process: polysaccharide metabolic process. The record is from RefSeq and is a predicted model, not a curated record. Gene Ontology annotation, molecular function: glucan 1,4-alpha-glucosidase activity.